Molecule: messenger RNA, 1584 nt
Organism: Mus pahari (shrew mouse)
Lineage: Eukaryota; Metazoa; Chordata; Mammalia; Rodentia; Muridae
Product: translation initiation factor IF-2-like
Exons: 1
Coding region: 24-500 (158 amino acids)
Source: RefSeq, a predicted model, not a curated record
CGUGCAGGCCUGAAGGAGGCGAGAUGCCGGCGCCGCCGCCGUGGUCCGGUGGAGCAGGCCCCGCGGUCCAGCCUCUCCCGUGGUCCCCGCCCAGUCCGGGUGCUCGCCGCGGGGGCGCCCCCAGCCUGCCCGCCUCGGGCUCCAGCCCACGGCGCCGCCUCUCCGCAACUCCCGUGGCCGGGAGCCGGGUGCGACGUGUAGCUGAGGCCUCGCCCCGCACCCCUUGUCCCUUCGAUUGCCGGACAGGGGAGAGACACGUCCCCACCCGGAUCGGCGUCCCCGCACCGGGGCGUCUGGGAGCCCCGGUCGCCCGCUGCGCUCCCUCGUCCUGCGGAUCGGGAGCGGGCUCCGGUCCCCCGGCCCCUAGCUGGGCUGCUCCGGUCGAGGACCUAACUUGUGCCGGCUCCUGGCCGCCCCUCGCUGCCUGUUCCAUCAGCCUGACGCCGAGAGGCGCGCUCCGCUGGGACGCAUCCGUCUGCGGCUCUCGGCGCCGGCGUUAGUCCUGACAGUGCUGGGCUUUGGGGGUUUAGUCAGGCUGCUCGGAACUUUAGUUACCGGGAUCCGGCCACUGCGCUACGCUCGCCCCGGCAGUUGGCGGCGCGAACUGCUCCGCUCGCACCUCCCCAGCUUGACCCCCAACCCCCCCACACACACACCCUCAGCAUGGUGAACCGUUACACCCCCUGCUCCCCCGGAGUUCCUCAUCCUCCGAGCCCUGCAAGCCCACGACCUCGAGUCCAGGUUAGACUCAGAAGGAGUGGAAGACACUAGGAGUUCCGGACACAGACGCUGAGCAGCCGUGGGAGGAGUCUCUUAAGAAAGUGCCUUUUGCAAAAUCAGCGUUGCAGCUACAAGAUCGACUUUAUUAAUUUUACUUUUGGAAAGUUAGCGUCAGGAAGUUGAGGGGAAAAGCUUGUGCCGACCUUCCAAGAGUGAGGCUCCUCAGUUGAUGCUUAUGACACACACAACUACAUCUUAAUCUUAAAAUUGCAGCAUUUGGGGCUGGCCUUACUGAAGUGGAGCCUCACCUAAGUCUAAAUUGAUGAAACUAUUUUUUUCCUUUUCACUGUGUUUGGAGUGAUUUUUUAAAAAAAUAUAUUUUUUGCUCUCAAACUGAUUUGAUGAGAUGAAUAUUGAAAUUGAUUUUUUUCAAGUCAUGAAAUGCUCUUUUAAUAUAAGAGGCAUUAUAUGAUGCUGGAAAUCCUAAGCCCCAUUUUUCUGAGAAGGAAAUUGAAAACCUGCCAUAACUAGUUAUGUUCAAAAUGUCCUGUCGUUCUGACCAUUUUAAAGCCAUGAUUGGACCCAGCAAGGUGGAGCCUGCCCGUAAUCCCAGCAUUUGAGAAGCUGAAGAAGGUCAUAUAUAAGUUCAAGGACAGUUAGGCCUAUAGGAGACUCUAGUCUCAAAAAGUUGGAAAAAGAAGUGAGGGCGCAUCAUAAUAUCUUUCUAGGUAGUUUAUUAGUGUUUCUAUGCAAUAAACUAUAGUGCCCACCUUAAUGUCUAUGAAGUGAGCAUAACUUGAUUUUUUUGUCCAAUUUAUUUGAUAAGUUUGCCAAGGGACCUAGUAUAACUUGUCAUUUCUAUAU